CCAUAACAGUUGGCGUCACGAACAGGAUCCUACGAGUGGAAUCCGGCGGGGGACGGGGACCCGGUGAUCGGCCAUCCUGCGGACAAAUUGCUGCAGCCCCACCGCCAUUGACGGACUCUACGGGGACUGGGUUCGCACCUGCCGACCGGACCACCGCUAGGAUCCACGAACUGGUUUUCCCCCUUUGAGGGAAAACUCCUACAAGCACCCGGCAUUGGCUGCCAUGAAGGUGGACCCCGACCUGGACUCGCACCCCCCUCGACGCCGUCAUCCUCACGACCAGCCACCACCCCUGCUAGAUGGAGCUGUGGGAGGAGGACCUGCCCCGGAAUCAACUACGACUCCGAGUCCCACCAGGUCUCCUAUCGGCACCCGCAGCCGGCGCCAGCAGCGUUAUACAUCUCCAUCUCCACACGCGGUUUCAUCCACUGUGACCGCUCUGAUGGUGGAGGUUGCUGGUGCUGACGGUCCAAUUCUGGUGUACCGCCCAUGGUCUCCAGAGGAAGUUCAGCUGCACGGAAAACAGCUCCCUGAUCCGGUUGACAAUGGACAGAAAUUCGGGCUUGAAUUUUCAGCGUUCUGCCAAGAAUACAGACCUACCGGAGCGGAGAUAAGAAAAAUUCUUGCCCUGAAGCUGAAGCCCUGUGACCUGGCCAAGAUACGGGAAAGUAUACCCGGGGAUGAAGCCCGUCUGAAAGAUCCGGACUGGGCCCAUGUGGACAAUGCGGGUUUCCGUAAUGCCAUCACAGUACUUACCGCAUCGAUAAAUACGGCGUUUCCCCACCGCACCGAUCUCGCUGCACUGCGUUCUCUGAAACAGGGGCCUCAGGAGCUGGUUGAGGAUUUUCUGCACAGAGCUGAAGAGGUCUUCAAUCGCCAUUCUGGACUACAGCGUCCUCCUAGGCUGGGAGAUGAUGCUGAACCCUGGGAGAAGCUCUUGUGUGCCACUAUUGUGGACGGACUGUUACCCGAGAUGGGGGCCCUCGUACGACAGCUGUAUGUGGGCAUGAGACACGAAGUCCGCCUCGCAACCCUGAGACGGCAUUGCUGCCACGCUCAGGACAUCAUCAGAGAUAAGGUCAACAAGCAGGCCGGGAGACGGGAUGCUGAUCUUCAUAAGGCUGCCUUGACCAUGUACUCGGGACCCCCACCAGCGGGGGGUCGGGGUAAAGGACGAGGAGGUCGCAGGAGCGGGGGACGUGUUCACCCGGAUUCACAGUACUGGUUUGCAUUUGAAUUCGAGGGGAAACCGUACACCUUCACACGGCUGUGUCAAGGUUAUUGUUCGGUCCUUCUGCAGUAUGUGGAUGAUCUCCUGACUGCGGAGCUAGUGGCCCUCACUGAGGCCUGUAAGCUCUCCAGGGGGAAAACUGUCACCAUUUACACGGACUCUCGCUACGCCUUUGGCGUGGUGCACGACUUUGGUGUCCUGUGGAAGCACAGGAAUUUUCUGACGUCUGGUGGGGACUGGAUCCUGGUGAAGGACUUCCGCAGGAAGCACUGGAAAGCCAGACGGUGGCUCGGUCCGUUCCAAGUCCUGCUGGUGACUCACACUGCCGUGAAGGCAACGAUGGAGAUGUUCCUGGUCCUGAUGAUGCUGCUGCCAGUGCUAGCAGUGAUGGCUCCUCCGCUCCACCGUGGGCACGUGGUGGAGGACCUCGCCGGGUCCCAGGACAACCUGUGGUGGAGAGCUGCCCGCGCGUGGGAUGCUAAAACUGUUCUGAAAGGGGACAUCGUAUCCUUCCCCAGCAGGGCGGGCUAUGGGUGUCCCACGGACAUGGUGUGGGUGUCCGUCGUCUCCGGAAGCGGGCUGUUGCAGUUCCGGAGGACAAGAGACGCAUAG
Molecule: messenger RNA, 1843 nt
Organism: Salarias fasciatus (jewelled blenny)
Lineage: Eukaryota; Metazoa; Chordata; Actinopteri; Blenniiformes; Blenniidae
Exons: 9
Coding region: 224-1843 (539 amino acids)
Molecular function (GO): nucleic acid binding; RNA-DNA hybrid ribonuclease activity
Source: RefSeq, a predicted model, not a curated record